Molecule: messenger RNA, 2600 nt
Organism: Aspergillus fijiensis CBS 313.89
Lineage: Eukaryota; Fungi; Ascomycota; Eurotiomycetes; Eurotiales; Aspergillaceae
Product: fumarate hydratase
Exons: 9
Coding region: 207-2147 (646 amino acids)
Biological process (GO): tricarboxylic acid cycle; malate metabolic process; fumarate metabolic process
Cellular component (GO): mitochondrion; tricarboxylic acid cycle heteromeric enzyme complex
Molecular function (GO): acyltransferase activity, transferring groups other than amino-acyl groups; fumarate hydratase activity
Source: RefSeq, a predicted model, not a curated record
AUCCCCUUGAUUUUUGGGUAUUCUUGAGCGUGUAUACUUAGACUUGCAGUUCCAUCCUUAUCGCAUUCUUAUUCAAGUAUGAUGACCGCCUCACCGCCCCGCACGAGCUGCAAUGGCUGGCUGGCUUGCUCCCCUUGCAAUGGCAAUUGGCUGCUCCGAUCAACUCUAACUUGGAAUGACCAGCAGAUCAAAAGCCGAACCCCGUCAUGUUGACCUCCUCCAACACUUCGCGGGCCGCGGUGCGCUCGAUGGCCAGCCUGACACGCGCUGUCUCCUCCAGCUCCCCCGCAGCUGCCGCGGCUUUUGCUGCCCGCUCCCCCGCUGCUCUCAGUAGCCGACGCCUCUUGGCCUCCAAUAGCCGGGUCAUGCAACAGUUCCCCCGCCUUCAGUCCUUGAACUCUACCUCCUCCAAGCGCGCCUUUGGUACCACCGUCAGAAUGUCUUCUGCCACUCGUAUCGAAACCGAUGCCUUCGGUGAAAUCCAGCCUCAGGACCGUAUGCCCGAGGCUGUUGUCAAGGCUUUCGGUGUCCUGAAGGGUGCUGCUGCCACCGUCAACAUGAAGUUCGGCCUUGAUCGACUGGUCAUCUCGAACCGUGCCAUUGAGAUCCUGGGUGGUGAGAAGGGCAGCAAGAAGCCCGUCCACCCCAACGACCACGUGAACAUGUCUGCCUCCUCCAACGAUUCCUUCCCCACCGCCAUGCACAUCGCCGCCGUCGUGGAGCUUGAGAACACCCUGCUCCCUGCCAUGCAGAGCCUCCGCGAUGCUCUCCAGGUCAAGGUCGAGAAGUUCGACAAGAUCAUCAAGAUCGGUCGUACCCACUUGCAGGAUGCCACCCCUCUUACUCUCGGCCAGGAGUUCUCUGGCUACGUUGCGCAGCUCGACCGCAACAUCGAGCGUGUUCAGGCCUCAAUCCCCCACCUCCGCUACCUUGCCCAGGGUGGUACUGCCGUCGGAACUGGUCUGAACACCUUCAAGGGCUUCGAUGAGGCCAUCGCCGCCGAGGUUACCAAGAUGACCGGCACCCAGUUCUACACUGCCCCCAACAAGUUCGAGGUCCUUGCCGCCCACGAUUCCGUCGUUGAGGCCUCUGGUUCCUUGAACACCCUGGCUGGCUCUCUCUUCAAGAUCGCCCAGGACAUCCGUUACCUCGGAUCCGGUCCCCGUUGCGGUCUGGGUGAGCUGUCUCUUCCCGAGAACGAGCCCGGCUCUUCCAUCAUGCCUGGCAAGGUCAACCCCACCCAGUGCGAGUCCCUCACCAUGGUCUGCGCUCAGGUCAUGGGUAACCACGUCGCUGCCACUAUUGGUGGCAUGAACGGUCAGUUCGAGCUCAACGUCUUCAAGCCCGUUAUGAUCCGCAACCUGCUCCACAGCGUGCGCAUCCUUGCGGACGGUAUGAAGAGCUUCGAGAAGAACCUGGUGCACGGUCUCGAGGCCAACGAGCCCAGAAUCAACGCUCUCCUCCACGAGAGUCUGAUGCUCGUUACCUGCCUGAACCCCGUUAUUGGUUACGACAUGGCCUCCAAGGUCGCCAAGAACGCUCACAAGAAGGGUCUCACCCUCAAGCAGAGUGCCAUGGAGCUCAAGGCUCUGAGCGAGGAGGACUUCGACAAGUACCCCACCACUAACGAAAACGACAACACCACCAACACCGACCCCCUCCUCUUCCCCACGACCCUCGUCUCCCCGGACGUCACCGCCGCCCUCCCAGAAACCUACACGAUCCGGCCCCUGCGCCGCUCCGACUACCAGCGCGGCUACCUGGACGUGCUGCGCGUGCUGACGACCGUCGGCGACAUCACCGCGGCGCAGUGGGACGCCCGCUACGACUGGAUCGCCUCCCGCAACGACGAGUACUACCUGCUGGUCAUCUGCGACGGGGCCGGCCGCGUCGUCGGCACGGGCAGCCUGAUCGUCGAGCGCAAGUUCAUCCACGCCCUCGGCAUGGUCGGCCACAUCGAGGACAUCGCCGUCGACAAGGACCAGCAGGGCAAGAAGCUGGGGCUGCGCCUCAUCCAGGCGCUGGAUUUUGUGGCGGAGAAGGUCGGCUGCUAUAAGACGAUCCUUGAUUGCUCCGAGUCGAAUGAGGGGUUUUAUCUUAAGUGUGGGUUUAAGCGGGCGGGGUUGGAGAUGGCGCAUUAUUAUUAGAGGGAUGGGGGGUUUUUUUUUGCUAUUCUUGGGGGGCGUUUCGUAUAGAUUUUCGAGGCAUUACCUGGGUCCCUUUGGGGGUUGGGGGUGUGGGAUUGAGCUCGGUGCCGAUACAUAAUUUUAUCUGGGGUGUUGCAUGCGGAGAACUAGAGUAUGGGUUUCAUUGUGCUGGAAGUCCCGUUGUGGAUAUAUGAGGGCAGGGACUAGGUGGUUGAUGCAGUGAUGUGGGGUGGUUUCUGUUUCGGGGGUUUUAUGCUAUAUAACUUAUAACUUAUAAGUGGACUAGAGGAGGCCAAGGCUCAUCAUAUAUUGGCGAAAUCCUGAGUUCAGUGAGUGAGUGUUGAUGCGGUGGUAUGGGGAUCCUGUAGGACAAGUAAGGGUUAUGCCUGUAGGACUCGGAUGUGUAGGACACACUACUGUCAGGGACCAUGUUCGGAGUGCCUGAGGCGGGAC